CGCGUGUCUGUUCACUAAUCGCUGCGAUAUUUCUGCCCCUUAAAUCUGGACGAGGGUUUUAGGGUUACUCUCUCUCCAAACUCUCUCUCUCUCUCACUCCUGUUGUUCCCUCCUCAUCCUGAAACCCAGAACCAUGGAUAGGUACCAGAAGGUGGAGAAACCCAGGCCCGAAGUGCCCAUAAACGAGAACGAGAUCCGAAUCACUGCGUCGGGCUUGGUCAGGAACUACCUCACCUAUGCCACCACUCUUCUUCAGGAAAGACGUGGAAGAGAGAUUGUCCUAAAGGCAAUGGGAAAUGCAAUUAGCAAGACAGUAGCCAUUGCAGAGAUUAUAAAGAGGAGAAUCCCCCAGUUGCAUCAAGAUACUACCAUCAGUUCAGUAAAGAUCACUGAUGUAUAUGAACCCAUUGAAGAGGGUCUUUCAACUGUGGAGCAGACUCGUCAGGUCUCAAUGAUUUCGAUUACCUUGUCAUUUAAGGAGCUAAACAAGAACUCUCCAGGGUACCAAGCUCCAACACAUGCAGAUCAACGACGGCCACAAAAUAAUUAUCAGCAGCAGCAACAACAGCAGCAGCCUAGACAAGCACGUGAACCGUAUAAUGCUGUUAAUGAAGAUUCGUAUGGUCGAGGGCGAGGCCGUGGUAGAGGGAGAGGACGGGGUUGGAACAGGGGUGGAUAUGGAAACUACCAAGGUGGAAAUUACCAAGAAAAUGGCGGUUAUUCAAACUGGGGCCGAGGUGGUGGUCGUGGAUAUGGCAACUAUUACCCAAGUGAAAAUUACCAAGAAAAUGGCGAACAUUCAAACUUUGGCCGAGGUGGUGGGCGUGGCAGAAGUUGGGGCUACCGUGGUCCUCGGUAUGACACAGGUAGAGGCGGAGGUGGGUAUGACUCAGGUAGAGGCGGUGGCGGGGGAGGUGGGUAUGACACAGGUAGAGGCGGGGGAGGUGGGUAUGACUCAGGUAGAGGCGGUGGCGGGGGAGGUGGGUAUGACACAGGUAGAGGCGGGGGAGGUGGGUAUGACUCAGGUAGAGGCGGUGGCGGGGGAGGUGGGUAUGACACAGGUAGAGGUGGGGGAGGUGGGUAUGACACAAGCAGAGGCGGAGGCGAGGGAGGUGGUUAUGACACAGGCAGAGGCGGGGGCGGGGGAGGUGGGUAUGACACAGGUAGAGGCGGGGGAGGCGGCAGAGGAUAUGGCCGUGGCCGUGGACGUGGACGGAUGGGCGGCCGCCCGAGGGGUGGUGGAAACCAAGCAUAAUGGGGAAUGGGUGUGUCUUGCUCUAGCUAAAUGUUUGCCAUGGUUUUGCAGUUGCUAUAUUGUCCAAAGUCUGUUUGGAAAUUCUGGAAUUGUGGCUUAUUAUGUUCUUCAGGGUUUUCAAGCAUUUGAUUUGUUCUUUUUCAUAGGGUUAUGAAUGUGGGCAAGGCGUGUUUAACUCUGUUGCUUUUUUUUAUUUUAGCCAAAGAGCAAGUAGCCGGUUUCUGAUUGCUGUUCAGUUCACUGCCCAAGUAUGCUAUUGUAUUUAUUCAAAUUUCUUAAUUUUUGGUCCA
Messenger RNA from Rhododendron vialii, 1545 nucleotides. Its product is annotated as glycine-rich cell wall structural protein 1.0. Gene Ontology annotation, molecular function: RNA binding. Bases 134 to 1255 code for a protein of 373 amino acids. The transcript is spliced from 9 exons. The record is from RefSeq and is a predicted model, not a curated record. NCBI's taxonomy places the organism in Eukaryota, Viridiplantae, Streptophyta, Magnoliopsida, Ericales, Ericaceae.